Rhipicephalus sanguineus (brown dog tick) is the source of this 604-nucleotide messenger RNA. RefSeq lists its product as uncharacterized. Gene Ontology annotation, molecular function: amine binding. The record is from RefSeq and is a predicted model, not a curated record. Gene Ontology annotation, biological process: symbiont-mediated perturbation of host defenses. The coding region runs from base 141 to 536 and encodes 131 amino acids. The transcript has 5 exons. NCBI's taxonomy places the organism in Eukaryota, Metazoa, Arthropoda, Arachnida, Ixodida, Ixodidae.
GCCAGUACAGUGGACGCAUCCAAGGAUGAACCAGUACAGUGUACGCAUCCACGGAAAUAACCAAGAGCUAUAGACCACCACCGAGGACUACUAACGUCGCGGUGUUCGAGAAGUUUCCUUUCGCCCUUGCCGUAUUCGACAUGGACCAGGACGGAGACCUCGACUGUGUCAGCACCGUACGCACGCAGUUCGACAAAAGCGAACCGAGCGCCACCUACGUCUGGAUGUUCAAAGGAAACAAUCCGAGGAAUGUCACCUACCACAUCAAGCCAGGCCCGACUUUCGACACGAGCACCUACACUAUGGAUGACGAUUACGAGCACGAAUACAAUGCACACUUCUACUUUUCCGACUACAAGACCUGCGUCAUUUUCGGUAUGCCUCACUUGGACACAGACGAAUGCAUGUUGUGGGUCACGAAGAAGGUCAAAGACGACGUGCCGCAGAUCUGCACGGACAAGUACAAGGAAAACUGCGACAUGCAAGUGAUGGCGUACGACCGGGAAACCUGCGGCGAAUACGCAGACUACGAAUAGAACCGCAGGAUGUCGCCAGAUGAUGGCGACGGUUCACCUAUAUAUAUGCCCUGUGCAGCGCUUUGAAA